This is a messenger RNA of Bipolaris zeicola 26-R-13, 1143 nucleotides long. RefSeq lists its product as uncharacterized. The record is from RefSeq and is a predicted model, not a curated record. Bases 1 to 1143 code for a protein of 380 amino acids. The transcript has a single exon. Lineage: Eukaryota; Fungi; Ascomycota; Dothideomycetes; Pleosporales; Pleosporaceae.
AUGACUGCCCCAAAUCUCCCCUCGCCCCCGCCUGAUGCCAACCACCAUCCUCACGACGGCCCUGUAGCUCUCCCUCUCUGCUCUCUCCCUGCUGCUGCUACCACCGACACCACCACCACCACCACUCCUCCAACCAACCCAACCGCCCCAUCCUCGGCCCUCCAACCACGCCCUAUACUCGACGACACGCCAUCCACCAUGGGAGAAAGCACCACCAUGCCACGCCAGCUUGCAAACACCUCCGACUCCACCAUGACCUCACGCCGCCCCUCGACUCCCCGCUCGCAAACGGACCCUCAGCCAGACACCAUCGCUUCCCUCUCGACGCAUCAACCGAGCACACUGUUCUAUGCGCGCUCUCACCUCCGCUCGCGCAGCGGAUCGGCCAUACCCAUGGCACGAGCCCACUCGCUACCGACUGUCAUGCAACCCCCCUCCAACUUUGUGCUUUCCUCCAGCCCAGUACAGCUCGCCAGGCCCACGUCCCCUCUGCCCUCACCAAAGCGAACGCGCAGCCCCCGCGCGCUCGACUCCCGCCUACUCGCCACUCGUCCAGUCUCCAUGGGCUCCUUUGAUGGCGCCCCAAGCGUCUGCGACAUCUCCGAAGACGCAGAGCUUGAGCUCAAGCCCAGAGUCGGCACCACCGUCUCCAACCUCUACAGCAACACCCCUUCGCUCUCCCGGCGACGACGUCCAGUCUCGCCCCUCUACCACGUCUCCAUUCCCUUUGGCCACCCGCCUACCAGCAAUCCUUUUGCUAGCACACCCACCUCGACUGCCUCUUCGCCUCUCUUUGCUCCAGCAAAGUUCAACGAGAACUACCCUGCCUCACUUGCAUCUUCGUCUGUCCCUUCUACCCCCACGUCGAUGCGCUCCCGCAGUCCCUCCAUCUCGUCUCUCGAAACCAUCGAGGACAGUCCAGAUGCCGAGGAAGAAGCAAUCGAGGCUGACCGCAUCGCAAAAUUAAAGGCCGCCGCCGAUCGUGAGGACGGUGGAGAUGCAAGGAGGUCUAGCCUGGACGGCCCUGAGGGUCGUGGGCGUAGCAGCAUGGGCUUUGGCAAGCGAGAUUCUAGAAAGAGGUGGAGUGUCUGCGGAGCCGAACGACGAGGAGACCUGGACCUCGAGACUAUUUGGGAGGACUAA